This is a messenger RNA of Quercus robur (English oak), 4402 nucleotides long. RefSeq lists its product as uncharacterized. The record is from RefSeq and is a predicted model, not a curated record. Lineage: Eukaryota; Viridiplantae; Streptophyta; Magnoliopsida; Fagales; Fagaceae. The transcript has 3 exons. Gene Ontology annotation, molecular function: metal ion binding; protein binding. Bases 196 to 4182 code for a protein of 1328 amino acids.
AGUCAGUCACAGCUUUCCUUGAAUCUUUUUCUUUACUUCCUUGCCAAACCCAAAAUCGAAAUCUAAGUUUUCUUUCCCUUAUAAUAAUAUUAAAUAAAUAAAACCUGUGAAUUAAACAUUUUUGAUUCUCUCUUUGAUUUUUCUUUUUCCUUUGAAAACUUAAAAUUUUCCCGGAAAACAAACAAGGCGAAGAAGAUGUUAGAGAAGAUCGGAUUGCCUGCAAAGCCAUCACUGAGAGGGAACACAUGGGUGGUUGAUGCUUCACACUGUCAGGGAUGUAAUUCUCAGUUCACUUUCAUCAAUCGCAAGCAUCACUGCCGAAGGUGUGGGGGCUUGUUUUGCAACAGUUGUACUCAGCAAAGAAUGUUUUUACGUGGCCAAGGUGAUUCACCUGUGCGCAUAUGUGAGCCUUGUAAGAAGCUUGAAGAGGCCACACGCUUUGAGAUGCGACAUGGGCACAAGGGCAGAGCUGGUAGAGGCAGUUCAAAAUUGACAUCAAAGGAUGAGGAUGAAGUUCUGAACCAGAUUCUAGGUAGUGCUAGAGAGGAAUCUUUUUCGUCAGCACGGGAGUCAAACAGUGACUUGGUGUCCAGUAUUCAAAGGACCACUAGCAGCGCAUCCUGUUCGAAUGCUCAAGAAGUUUCUACUCGGGAUGGGGAAGGAGAAAUAAAUAGAAGUAUAUCUCUAGAUGAGCCUAAUCAUUUAAAGAGUGAAAUGGAAUCUGCUAGUCCUGAGGAAUUGCGUCAGCGAGCUUUGGAAGAAAAGAAGAAGCAUAAAAUUCUCAAAGGAGAAGGGAAAUCAGAGGAAGCUCUAAGAGCUUUUAAGAGAGGGAAAGAGCUUGAAAGGCAAGCUGAGGCUUUGGAAAUCUACUUAAGAAAAAGUCGUAAAAAGGUCUUGUCUUCUGGAAACAUGGCUGAUAGCCAGAAUAAAGAUGGUCCUAACGAAGCUGGUAGAAAAAAUACGAUCAUUCCUCGUGCUGGUAAAGAAAAGGACGACCUUGCUGCUGAACUCAGAGAACUGGGAUGGUCUGAUAAAGAUCUCUUCGAUGAAGGUAAAAAGUCUGUAAAUUUGAGUUUGGAAGGUGAACUCUCUUCUCUUAUUGGAGAAGUCUCUCAGAAGACUAAUAAAGAUAAGGGUGGUGGUGGCAUUGACAAGACUGAGGUUGUUGCUCUUAAGAAAAAGGCACUUAUGUUGAAGCGUGAGGGGAAGCUAGCAGAAGCCAAGGAAGAAUUGAAGCGAGCUAAAGUUUUAGAAAAACAACUUGAAGAACAGGAACUUUUGGCUGGAGCUGAAGAAGAUUCUGAUGAUGAGCUCUCUGUACUAAUCCGUAGUAUGGACAAUGAUAAAGAAGAAAUUUCUGUUCAAUAUGAGCGGGGGCAUGGUUUAAAUUUUGAUCACCUAGUGGGUGCUUCUGAUGACUUGAUUGUUGAUGGUAAUCUUGAAGUGACGGAUAAGGAUAUGGAGGACCCUGAAAUAGCUGCUGCUUUGCAAUCAUUUGGUUGGACUGAGGAAUCUAUUCAUCCUGAAAACAUUUCACACCAAUCUGUUCCUGUUGACAGGGAAGCGAUGUUAAGUGAAAUUCAUUCUUUGAAAAGAGAGGCUCUUAAUCAGAAAAGGGCAGGUAAUGUGGUGGAGGCAAUGACACAGCUUAAGAAGGCCAAGGUACUUGAGAGAGACCUUGAAAACUUUGACUCUCAAGAGGAUGACUUUAUUAUACAGAAUCCCAAAGUAAUUCAGAAACAUUCAACUUCUCUAUCUGCUGAUAAAUUUUUGAACUCAACAAAGGUAGAUGAUGCAAAUGUUAAUGCAAGGAAAGAUGUUGAUCCCAAACUUGCACCAAAGAGUAGAUUAACAAUUCAGAAAGAGCUUCUGAGUUUGAAAAAGAAGGCUCUUGCUUUGAGAAGGGAAGGAAGAUUGGAUGAGGCAGACGAAGAAUUGAAGAAGGGUAGUGCUCUUGAGCUUCAACUUGAACAGAUGGAUAAUAGUUUUGAGGUGAAGGCUACACGGGUUACUGUUGGUAGGAAAGACUCGGAUUUUUCCUACAAACAUACAGAUAUUAAUAGAAAUCUUCCACUUGGAGAAGGAGAAGGCGAAGAUGAUGUAACAGAUCAAGAUAUGCUUGAUCCAACAUAUCUAUCAGUUCUAAAGAAUUUAGGUUGGACUGAUGAGGAUAAUGAGCUUGCAAACUCUGCAUCUAAACCUUCUAGGCAAGAUGAUAAUCACUCUGUGCAGAUAAUUGAGCCUUCUUCAACUCACUCCCCAUCUAAUACUCUAGUCAGAACGUCUAGAAGUAAAGCUGAACUCCAGAGGGAACUCUUAAACUUAAAGAGAAAAGCUCUUGCUCUGAGACGCCAAGGGAAGGCAGAGGAGGCAGAGGAGGUUCUGAGCAAGACUAAGGCAUUAGAGGCUCAGAUAGUGGAGAUGGAAGCUCCGAAGAGAGAAGUUCAGAUUGAAUCUAAUAGGUCUAAAGAUGAAAACUUCAAGACCCUUGAGGGGAGUUCAUUGGAAGAAGUUGCUGAAGUGCACAUAACAGAAAAAGAUAUGCAUGACCCAGCAACACUCUCAGUUCUAAAGAAUCUUGGAUGGAAUGAUGAAGAACUUGCACCUGUAACCAUGCAAGAAAUACGUAAACAAGUUUCUGUCAGUACUCAUACUGCAGAUCCAUCUGUAAUUGAAUCCUCUUUUGACACUCCUAUUGCAGCAGCGCCUAGAAAUAAGGGAGAAAUCCAAAGGGAACUUUUGGGUUUAAAAAGAAAGGCCCUUGCUCUUAGACACAAGGGAGAAACAGAACAGGCAGACGAAACAUUGAGGAUGGCUAAGGUUUUAGAGGCCCAGAUAGAAGUUUUGGAAGCCGCAAAGAAGGAACCUCUUAUUAAUGCGAUCGAGGAUAAAAGGCCUGAGCCUUUUGAAUUAUUGGUAACUCAUGAAAAGCAUGGGAAAUCAAAAGAUACAGUCGAAGUGAAUAAAGGGUCAGCCCCAGCAGCAGAGAGUACAAACAAACAAGUUGUUGAGUCAUCAAUGGGUUUAGGAAGAUUGGCAAGUGACAUGGUUAAUCCUCCCUUGAGGAAUGCUGAUGUUUCAAUUUCCCUAAUCUCUCAGUUCACUGAGGAAAAUAGUUCAUCUUCUGUAAAAUUGGGUACUCCAGGUGAAAUGAGUCCUCCAGAAAAUACCAAAACAGAAGGUGCUGAUUACGUAACUCCGCCUGGACAUUCUGUAAACUUGAUGGAUCUGCUGACUGGUGAUGAUUGGAGUUAUUCUCGCAAGCCUGAUGAAAAGCAAGAGAAGAAAUUAAAUUUUGGUUCUGAAAAUUGGUCUACUACUAGUUCCACUACCCAUUUGGGGUCCCUGACAAGUGCCAAAGGAGAUCUGGGACGGAAGGACAAUGUUACAACUGAGAAAAAAGAAAUGGUGCAUGCUGAUGAGAAGCCAAAUAUAUAUAAUGCAAGUUCAGUUCAGGGACUUGCUUCUCAGAAGAAUGACAGCUCCCUUCAUCAAGAAAUUUUGGCUCAUAAGAGGAAAGCAGUUGCCCUAAAGAGAGAAGGGAAGUUGGCAGAAGCUCGAGAGGAACUUCGUAAGGCAAAGUUGCUUGAGAAGAGUCUUGAGGAGGAAAAUUCCCAGCCAAAAACUGCUCCUAGUGAUGUGUCUACAUCUAACAUUCAUUCUGUUGGAAAAAAGGAUCAUGGUACAUCAAAUUUGGCUCCGAAACCAUUGUCCAGUCGCGACCGUUUCAAAUUGCAACAGGAAUCUCUUGGCCACAAGCGUCGAGCUUUAAAGCUGCGAAGGGAGGGUUUUACAGAGGAAGCAGAAGCUGAGUUUGAGUUAGCCAAGGCACUUGAGACCCAGUUGGAGGAGUUGGCUGAGUCUUCUGGGAGUAAAUCAGAAACGGUAGAUGAUGUGGUUGUUGAGGUUCUUCUCGAUCCUCAACUGUUAUCUGCCUUAAAAGCAAUUGGACUAGAAGACACUAAUAUGGCAGAAGCACGCAUCCCGGAAAGAAAAGAACCUUCGAAACCCAAUGUUGGUAAAAGUGAAACCUCUACUCUAGAGAGAACUCAACUGGAAGAACGGAUCAAGGCAGAGAAGGUAAAGGCAGUAAACUUGAAACGUUCAGGAAAGCAAGCUGAGGCCAUAGAUGCUCUUCGGCGUGCCAAAAUUUUUGAAAAGAAGCUGUUGGCUUUACAAUGAAGAAAUAAGGAUAUUCCAUUUUGAAGUUGAGAAAUUCUACUGUAAGCUUGUAUGAUUCUGCAGGUGAGGUUGCUAUUGGAAAAUAACUUCAAAGCAGGAUGAGAUGGAAGAUAUUUAUGAAUCUUCUCUUCCAUUGUUUGAUUGUAUUGCAAAUUUAGGUUGAUGAAUGGUAGAUGAAAACUGUAUAAUCACUUAUAAAGAAAACAAUUUUUGCUUGAAA